AGAGACUCCCAUCUAGUCCUGCUGGCGUUUGAACGUACAGAAAUGGACGAGCAAAGAAUGGAGCUAAACGUAUUAGAGAAGAUGAGUCCAAAGAGAGGGGAAGAGAACGAGGCCUUCGAGCCAGAGGAGCGGGGUAUGACACACAUUCAAACAGAUGAUACUUCAGAAUGUACAGAUGGCAACAGAAAGACAAACCACCGCAAGAAAAGCCUGCUGGAACAGAAAAUGGAGACAUUCCAGGACUGUUUGGCAGAGCACAGAGACCAGAUUAACCUGGUCAAACACCUUGUCCUAGCAGCAGGCUUUGUUGCCAUAGUGAUAGCAGCGUGUGUGCUGAACUUCCGCCGGGCUGUCGUGCUGCUGGUCAUCUCCGUGGCAACCGUGUUUUUCCUGGCCUGGGAUUGGACGAUGGAACGCUAUGGCGACAGGGCCUGGGAGGAGCUUCGUCCCGUCAGAGAGCUGUUCAGCAGAAACUGGUUAUGGAUCAAAUGGGUAAUGUGUGUGUCGCUGCUUGUGGCCGUGGUGUUCUGGUUAGCACUGGACACAGCGCAGCAGGGGAACAGACAGAUUGUGUCUUUCUUUGGUUUGCUGCUCUUAAUCUUCCUAAUGCUGCUGUUUUCCAAACACCCAUUUCGGUGGUCUUGGCAGACUCUUCUUUGUGGUGUCGGGCUGCAGUUUGUGUUUGGUCUGCUCAUCCUCAGGACCACGUCUGGUUUAGAGACACUGCAGUGGCUCGGAAAUCUAGUAGAGGGUUUUAUGUCAUUCACUGAUGUUGGGUCUAAGUUUGUGUUUGGUGCCAGUUACAUGGACCAUUCCUUCGUCUUUAAGGUGAUGCCAAUAUUGGUAUUUAUGAGCUCGGUCAUCUCCAUCCUCUACCACAUCGGCUUCAUGCCCUGGCUGGUUCGAAAGAUUGGAUUCAUAAUGCAGGUUACCAUGGGAACAUCUCCAGCAGAGUCAAUGGCUGCAGCCGGAAAUAUUUUCUUGGGACAGACAGAGUCACCUCUCUUGAUCCGUCCCUACAUCAGUGGGUUAACUCUCUCCGAGAUCCAUGCUGUGAUGACAGGAGGCUUUGCCAGCAUCUCGGGUACCAUCUUAGGAGCCUUCAUCUCUUUCGGGGUUGAGGCAACUCACUUGUUGACGGCGUCAGUGAUGUCUGCGCCGGCCUCCCUCGCCAUUGCAAAGACCUUCUGGCCUGAAACAGAGCCACCCCGUGUAACGACGAGUCAUGACUUAAAAAUGGAACAAGGAGAGAGUACAAACCUGUUGGAAGCGGCAUCCCAGGGUGCAACUUGUGCUGUGGGUUUAGUGGCCAACAUUGUCGUCAACAUCAUUGCCUUCAUGGCACUGUUGGCUUUUUUAGACUCCUCCCUCUCCUGGCUGGGUGGGAUGUUGGACUACCCACAACUCAGCUUCUCGCUCAUCUGUUCCUACAUGUUCAUGCCUCUGUCCUUCAUGAUGGGUGUUUCCUGGGAGGACAGUUUUAUCGUUGCUGAGCUGAUUGGUCUAAAGACGUUCAUCAAUGAGUUUGUGGCCUAUCAGAAGCUGUCCGAGUUUAUUCAGAGGCGGAAAGCAGGAGGGCCGGAAUACGUGAACAACGUAAAGCAGUAUAUUUCUGUCCACUCUGAAACCAUUGCUACCUAUGCUCUGUGUGGAUUUUCCAACUUUGCCUCCCUGGGGAUGACCGUUGGAGCGAUGUCGUCACUGGCUCCAGAGAGACGUGCCGACAUCUCCAGUUGUGGUUUCAGAGCUCUGAUCGCAGGAAGUGUUUCCUGUUUCAUGACAGCUUGUAUUGCAGGUGUGCUGUACAUUCCUGAUCUUCAGUGCCCACAUUUCCUGAGCACAGAGUUCAACGAGACCAAUGUGACCCUGAGCUCACAACUUGUCACCUGCUGCAAACAGCUAUAUAACAGUGUGACGGUGUAUGAGCCGCUGAACGUGACGAUUGGAGGAGGAUUCCGUGACAGCAGUCUGCAGGGCUGCUGCACACUUUCACCCCAGACACACUUCUUUAACUGCAGCCUGGUGCUGUGAGUCACUGUGAACAAAACAACACACACACCUCAAUGGAGCCACUGUGAUUUGUUUAAACUAUUCUCUUAUGUUCUGUAUGGUGUUUUAAUGCCUUUUAAGUUUUGAUUUGUUUUAUGUAUAUAUAUAUAUAUAUCUUAUAGAGAUAACAGCUCAAAAAUUUCCAACAGUUAUUAUUCCAGAGAAAUCUGUAAUUUUAAAGUGGUAAUGGGACGUGUCUCUAGAGCCUCCAUGACAGACACAACAUGUGUAUCGUUGCUGUGGAAACACAGGAUGUUAUGACAAACAUCGCCACAUAAGGAAGAGGGAAUUGCUAAUGAAAGCUGCAGUCUGUGUUAAAAUCGUCAUUACAAAGGUCGGUUUAGCCGGUUCAUCUUUACUACGGUCAACGUGGAUUUUGUUUUUGGCAGAGGGUAGCAGAGAGAACUCCCGUGAUUCCCCGCUAGCAUCAAUGCCAUCUUUUGUUAUUGUAUUGAUUGAGAGCCCCCUGGUGGUGGAAUCUGCAUACUGAGUAUUUGUAGCUUUAACAUUGAUUUUUGGCGCCCUCUGUGGACAAAGCAGGACCUCUAAUCUCUUUGGAGAUUCUGUCCUGUACAUGUACAAGUAGUGUUUGUCUGUUCUUUACAAAGAAAUGGAGAAGAAAGCAGUGUUUUUUUCAUACAAGGAAAGAGAGGGUUAACUAUGACUCCACAUACGGCCUGAUUUUAUCUCAUGAAUGAAUGUCUGUGUCUUAAACAAAUCUCUCCCUACCUGUAUCGUUGCUUUUACUUAUUUUCCUGUUCUGUAUGAGAAUAACUCUGGCAGUGAGUGACUUAUUUGAAGUCACUAAGAAACAAUGAGAUGUUUGCUAAAUGUUAUAAACAAUGUAUUUUAUAAAAAAAAAGAGAAGAAAACGGGUGAAAUAUCUGUGGCUACAUAUUUGAUAGAAACAAAAGCUACACUGACUGUCCUCUCUGACUGGACUGAUUAUAACAGUAUUAAGUGAAAGCAGUUUAUUAGUCAGCCAUCGGAUGUCACUGUUGUCUUCUUUUUCUAAUCUGCAGCACAAAUCAAAGCGCACGCUGGAUUCAUUAUGCCACCAGUCAGUCAAACUGGCCUGGUUGGCAGACCAAUUGUCCGCAUGUCUGGCUCAUUAAUAAGGACAAAAAAGUGAUCCAACCAGACUGCGCGGUGGAUAAAGAGGAGGGUAUCGAGGGUGGGGGGCAAAUGACAGUCUUUUCAUUAAAUCGAGCACAAGCUAAAGGUCAGAUGGCUCCCUUCUGGGCGGGCGGGAGGUGUGUUCACAUGUGUGAAUUUCACACACCCACAGAGAGGGAACAUUAGACUCAGCCAUCAGACGCUGUCACAUAUUUUAAGGGUCUGUGUCACCAUGUGUGCCCCAUCAAAAAAUAAGAAAAAUCACAGUGAGCUCAUUUUCAUGUUAGGCAGAUUGUCCGGGGAGGAAAUAGCAUGGAGCAAGAAGCAUGUCUUUGGGAAUUUGUAGCAUGAUUUUGAUUGUUUCUCUGUGUCAAGACCAAAUCUAAAACUAGAGUAGGGCUGGGAAGCAUAUCAAGUUUUUAAGAAAUAUCAAUAUAUAUUUUUAAACGAGAUAUAAGGUGAAACAAUAUUGUAUAAAUCAAUAUAGUUCA
Messenger RNA from Labrus mixtus (cuckoo wrasse), 3656 nucleotides. Its product is annotated as solute carrier family 28 member 3-like. The record is from RefSeq and is a predicted model, not a curated record. Gene Ontology annotation, cellular component: membrane. NCBI's taxonomy places the organism in Eukaryota, Metazoa, Chordata, Actinopteri, Labriformes, Labridae. Gene Ontology annotation, molecular function: pyrimidine- and adenosine-specific:sodium symporter activity. The transcript has 17 exons. Gene Ontology annotation, biological process: pyrimidine nucleoside transport; purine nucleoside transmembrane transport. The coding region runs from base 43 to 2031 and encodes 662 amino acids.